Auanema sp. JU1783 is the source of this 327-nucleotide messenger RNA. NCBI's taxonomy places the organism in Eukaryota, Metazoa, Nematoda, Chromadorea, Rhabditida, Rhabditidae. The record is from the annotation of a GenBank genome assembly.
AUGUUGAGUUUUUGUCCGGAUUGUGGUGGCACAUUACAAGUUGAAGAAGGCUCACAGUGCAUGCAGUUUUCAUGCCCAUGCUGUCCUUUUGUUUGUCCUAUAACUAGAAAGAUCAGUAGUCGAAUCUACCCGAAAUUGAAAGAUUUAGACGAAGUUCUCGGAGGUCCAAGUGCUUGGGAAAGUGCCCAAGUAACUGACGAGCGUUGUCCCGUGUGCUCGCAAAACAGAGCAUAUUUUCUGGAGUUACAAACGAGAUCAGCAGACGAACCGGCUACUAUAUUCUACCGGUGUGCAGAUAAUAAGUGUGCUCACAGGUGGAAGGAUUAA